AUGAGCUUUCGUCAGCGCCUUUCCUCCCCUCGGUCUACGAGACUGUCGGAGAGAAGAGAGGAGAUAGGCGAGAGAUCCGUUAACAGGCAAACCCAUGACAUAGAGCACAAUGAGAAGCGAUUCGUGUUUACCCCUUCGGGGAGGUUGACGAUUCCCCGCCUUCUUCUCUCCAUCACCAUUCCGCAACACCUCAACUGCUAUCGUCGCGCAGAUUUUCACCAACGACAGCUUCCCGAACGCUUCCCCUCCGCGCGAACCAAGAUGACCUCGAAACCGUUCCACCCACAAACCUACAACAUCCAAACCCCCCGACUCACCCUCCGCACCGCAGUCGAAUCCGAUACCCCCGCCCUCUUCGCCCUCUACCAAAACCCCUCCAACUGGCCCCACUCCGCCCCCGAACAAGACCUCACCCCCGAAAAACUAACCGCCCGCAUCGCCGACUGGUCAACGACCGCCUCCUCAGGCCAAAACGCCUUCCUAGUCUUCACCCUCGACGACGAGAUAAUCGGCCUCGGGGGCUACAACACCUUCGAGGACUUGGAAGCCGCGCAGCUCUUUCCCGAUGCCCCGGGGGGCCGCAUGACGGAUUUCGGCGUCGUCUUGGAUCAUAGAUACUGGCGGAGGGGUUUCGGCUCGGAGAUUGUUUGUGCGCUUGUGGAGUAUGCGAGGAGGGAGUUGGGGUGUGUGCUUUUUAGGACGGAGACGGGGCUUGAGAAUGACGAGUGGAGGGCGUUGAUGGCGGCGUUGGGGUUGGGGAGGUUUGAGGAGAGGGAUAGGGCGAGUUACGACGGUGAUCUGGAAUGUUUCGUUUGGAGGUUUGAUGAGACAUCUUGGGAGGAGGUGAAGAAGGGGUUGGUGGCCGACGCCAAGUGGCCUUUGUGA
Molecule: messenger RNA, 885 nt
Organism: Scedosporium apiospermum
Lineage: Eukaryota; Fungi; Ascomycota; Sordariomycetes; Microascales; Microascaceae
Exons: 2
Coding region: 1-885 (294 amino acids)
Molecular function (GO): acyltransferase activity, transferring groups other than amino-acyl groups
Source: RefSeq, a predicted model, not a curated record